GUUAUAAUUUUUUUCUUUUUAAAUUAAUUGUGAAUUUCUUGGGCAUAUCAUAGGGAAGGAAGGAAGCUAAGGAAUUAUAGCCUAGCGCCUUGCUUCUGCCUGGGUUUACUUCUGCUUUUAGGAAAGGGAUUGGAUUUGGACUUUGGUGAAGAAGAUGUUGGGAGAAUUGGUAACCAGUAGCCUUGUGUUGGUUCUUGGGUAUGCAUACCCUGCCAUUGAAUGCUUCAAAAGUGUGGACAAGAACAGAGGGGAUAAUGCUGAGCUUCGCUUUUGGUGUCAAUAUUGGAUAAUUGUGGCAUUGGUUAGAGUUUUGGAGAGCAUUUGUGAUCUUUCCAUGUCAUGGAUGCCAAUGUAUACCGAGUUGAAGUUGGCACUCUUCAUUUACUUGUGGCAUCCCAAAACAAAGGGGACAACAUAUAUAUACGAAACAAUGUUGACUCCUUUGGUUAAAAAGCAUAAAGUGGACAUUGAUGGAAGAUUCUCCAGCUUGAGAGAAACUGCAUGGAACUUGGCCAUCUAUUAUUGGCACAAUGGCACUGAAUUAGGGCAGGCCAAGAUGCUUGACUUUUUUGCCCCUUCUCCAUCCAAAAACAAUGGCACCCAACAAAGUUCCAAGAAGGAUCAAUACAAUUGUAAGAGUGUAACGUCGUCAACCGGACGUCAAAGCUCGCCGUCGUCUUAUGGUUUUUUCAAGAGGAAGUCAUCUGACAAGCGGCGAUCGUCGCCAUUUUCUCCUUUCCCAGCGUACCGGUCCGUGUCGGGCCCGGCUAAGUCGGAUGUAGUUGAAGUUCAACUACCGGUUCAAACUCAAGUUGUAUUUGAAGGCAAAAGUGGUUAAUUUGAGUUGUUGAACAUGCAUAUACGAGUACAUAUUUUAUAACCAAAGAAGAAAAAAAGGAAUCGUGAAAUUAAUUGUACAAAGGAGGUUUAGCUGCACAAAACAGAAUUUGAAUUUGAUUAUUUGAUAUUAAAUACGUAGAAUUAAU
Cuscuta campestris is the source of this 986-nucleotide messenger RNA. The record is from the annotation of a GenBank genome assembly. NCBI's taxonomy places the organism in Eukaryota, Viridiplantae, Streptophyta, Magnoliopsida, Solanales, Convolvulaceae.